Pisolithus orientalis is the source of this 1032-nucleotide messenger RNA. RefSeq lists its product as uncharacterized. NCBI's taxonomy places the organism in Eukaryota, Fungi, Basidiomycota, Agaricomycetes, Boletales, Pisolithaceae. The transcript has 4 exons. The coding region runs from base 1 to 1032 and encodes 343 amino acids. The record is from RefSeq and is a predicted model, not a curated record.
AUGUCCUCAGUGGCCGGUUCAGAGACCAUCAUCAAUGAUUUCAUCGCUGCGAUACAUCCAAACUUCGAUUAUGUCCUUACGGAUACCGCAUUCUCUGCGUGUCUGUUUACCCUCCUUAUUGUCCUUUUUGCAUUCUCCACAAAAGAGUCUCGACGGCGCUUGGUGUUCCGACUGAACGUGUUAGCUAUCUGCGUCGCUUUGGCGUUGGGCAUAUUCUCUAGCCUGGUCAGUGGGAGAGCAAUAAUCGACCCAUUCAAUCAGGUGUCGAAAGGUGUCUACAUUGCUUCAAUUGUCUUCGCCGUCUUCCCACCGGUACUGUACGACUCGAUAUUGUUGACUCGGCUCUUUGCAUUGUAUCCCAUCUCCAACACACCUCGCACCACUUUGUUCAAGAUAUUCGCAUUCCCCUUCUGUGUCAAAUGUGCUCGAGUGAUUGUCCUCGUAUGUUUCUUCUUCUAUUUUGAGUUUUAUUUUCCGGUGACGCUUUGUGCAGAAGAAGCUGCUGCCUGGUUCCGUAACCCCUUCAUGGUCUCUGAAUGGACGAUGCAAAUCGCAGACAACUUGUAUUCUGUCAGCUUUUUCCUCUACAACCUCCACGCCCGCACAUCGUUGGUUAAAAGAGUGGCGGAGCGUAUCCGCCAAAUCUUCUACAUCUCCCUUGCCAAUUUCGUCUUCCCCCUUAUCUUCAAUAUCGCACAAAUCAUCUGUAUCACGACUGAUCGGAAUCCCACUACCGGCGUUAUGCUGCUCACGAUGAACAACUAUAUAACCGUCAUGGGUGUAUUGUGCGCAACAUUGUGGUUCUCCGGAACGGAGUGGGUUCGCGCACGCAACGAAUCAUUGUCCGACCAUAUGUUCAACUCGCCCAGGCCGAAGUUUCCCAGAGACCAUGUUGCCGGUGGGAGGAGUGGAAGUGAGGUCGUUGUAAUAAGGAAAGAGUCUGUCACACUUGACGCGACAGGCACGGACACCGGGUCGGAUUCCAACCAAUUCACAACCUCGGAGAAAGAGAACAAGUAUAGCUUGGUGUGA